UCGUGUUUGACGAGACUGUGUUUAAACUACUACUUGCUGGCGUACUUUUCGAAAAUGGAUAACAUUUAUUGGUUGCACGACAUCGAUAUUUCAUAUAUUGUUUAUUUGAUGACUUGUGUGCAUUUUAUGUGAGAGCUAAGAGACACAAUAACUUGAUUUAUAGUAGUCCUUAUAUCGAGGUCGGAGAGGAUUUGUUUUGGUUUGACAGACUGCUUUUCCCGCCUAAGUCAAUGAUAAUAAGACUUUUGUUCUUCGACCAAAGGACAGAAGACUGCCAUUAUUGAGCUUGUUUAACUCAUUGGGUUAAUUAAGAAAACACAAAGAAAAUGCGAUCACAUCAAAAGGUGCGAGCAAGUUUCGGGAUGUCACCCGUAAAACGUCGUAGUGACAUUCCCCCAAUUUUAGCAGAAACUCCAGUUAGUGCUAGCCAUUAUCCAGGUGUAUCAGAUGGGACUCCUAUAAAUGAUGAUGUCUUUAUGGAUGUACCAGAGAAUAAUGAUGAAAAGGAAAAGAAAGAACGUCAGCUUAACCGUCUGCAGCAGCAGAUACAAGCACGAACAUUUUCAUCACCCUCUGCCACUCCUUCAGAUAGACGCAAAUCUUUAAGCACUGUUGCUGGUCUUACAAAUCAGGAGUUAUCUGAGCAUUAUUCUAAAUGCAUUCAACUCAAUGCUGAAAAUAAAAUCAGUGUGAAGAAUGCAUUUAACCUCCAGCUUAUUGAUUAUAUGUCCGAAAUGCUUAAAAGGAAGGACUCUGACAUGAAUAAUUUCCAGGUUGCUAGCUGUACCCUGGAUGCAAGCACCAAAAUCUAUGCCUAUCGUGUUGACAGUGUUCACACAGAUACAUUGAAAAUGGCUGGUGGUCUUGGAAGAACCCAAGAUAAAGAAAAAAAGGAUGGUGAUGGUGAAAUGGUUGAAGAUGAAAGAGGGAUUUCAAAAAGAAAAUCAAAGACCAAGAAGAAAGCAGUGAUAGAAGCAAACUUAAGAAACAUAAACAUUAAUCAGUUUGACUUGGAAUUUGAUGUUGAUCCUUUGUUCAAAAAAAUGACGACACAGUUCGAUGAAGGAAGUUCAGGCAGAGGGCAGUUCUUGAACACACUCCAGUUAAUGGAUGAUACUUGUCAGAUGAUGUUGGAUGCAGAAACAAUUCUGAACUUUGAUAACGAUGCUGUCCCAGUUAUUGAUGCAAGAAUACCACUAGCAAAGCUGUCAGAUUUAAAAGAAAAGUUGAUAUGUCCAACAUUCUCACAAUUUGAAUUUACAAAAUGGAAAGUAGGUGAUCAAGAUCCAUUUCUUGAUAAUUCAAGAAUGGAUCACAACAAACAGGAAGAGGAAAAUGACCAUAAAUUUGAUGUUGAUGCUGUUCCAGAACCUUUAGAUGAUGAACCAUUUGAUGAAGAUGCUUUUGGAAUGGAAACAGCAGGUGAUAUCUUGGAAGAUGGGGAGAAUGGUACAGUGAUUACUGUUGGCCAAGGAGGUUGUCACAAAAUUCCACCUUUAAUGGAGGCAGUUCAUUUAAAAGAUCAUCUGUCAGCUAAUCCUUCUGAAUAUUCAUACUUUGAUCAGCAUAGAAUGACGGCUUGGGCUGGCCCACAGCAUUGGAGAUUGAAACCAUUGUCUAAAGUUAAAAGUGAUAUAAAUCCUGAGGAUGCCAAAAGAAGAAAGAAAACCUUCAUUACUCUGGAAUAUUUAGAAGAUAAUUCAAUCAAUAGAUUCUUUGAGCAAACACGGAAAACAACAAAAUUAUCUCACAUAACUUUGAAGUCAUGGAGUAGUGCCAAAACAACACUUCCAAUAGAUCUUCAUUAUGAUGCAAGAAACUUUACCAAAUUACAUGGUCGCCCUGCAAUUGUUGUAAGAAGACAGAGCAAAGCUGCAGCAGUGGACGAUAGCGUAACAGAUUAUAAUUAUGAUAAUCCAAAUGAUAGGGACAAUUACUGUGCUGAUAUGGAUGAUGCUGCUAGUAAUUAUGGUGACCAAACUGUGGGUUAUGACAUGACAGAAAUAUUUAGCCAAACUGUACUUAAUGCUCCAGCAUUGUCUGCUGAAAAUGACAAGUGUACUGGAAAUUUGUUUGACAAUUUAGUUGCAGCACCAAAUAAGGUGGCAAAAAUUAAUAUAGGCUAUGCAAGACAAGCCAAGAGGAUUGACAUGAAGAAAUUGAAGGGCACCAUGUGGACAAUGUUGAGUGAUACAUCUAUCAAUAAGGAAAAUGAAAGAGGAUUGGAGAACCAAGCGGUAAUAACUAGAGAACCAAGAGAUCAGAUGGAACAAGGAUACACAAUAACAUUUAACAAGUUGUUUAAUACAUUGCCUUCAAAACUCUCUGCAAAAAUGACUGAAAGUUUGUCUGUACCAUUAGCUUUCAUUGCUCUUCUUCAUCUAGCUAAUGAACAUAAUUUAAAACUUAGCAGUCAAGGGGAGUUACAAGAUUUUGUUAUAUCCCAAGGGUAAAAUUUAUUUUCAUGUUAGGAUUUUAACUUCACUGGUUAUUACAUUGUAACGUGCAAGUACCUGAUGUAUAUAUAAACUUUAAUAUUGCUUAUCGUUAUUGCAAUGAAGAUCAACUUUCAUUCUUAGGUUACUUUGUAGUUAGAAGUUGUAAAAAAUGAGAAUUUUGUCAUCUUUUUAACCUAGCAUUUCCCAUUUCCAUAACUUUCUUGUUUCAAGUUACUUGAAUUUAAUUGCAUAUCAUUCUGAAGGGUUUAAAUGGUUCUUAGUUAGUACUUAGUAAUGAGACUAGUUUUUAAUUACAUAUUAAUUCAAAUUUAUCACUUUACUUAGAAUGCAAUAUCUCUUCAAAUAUAGUCUGUUUAGAGUUAUGUAUUUUAUAUUCUGCUAGAAUGUUUUCGUGUGAUCGGAGUUUUGAAUGUUCUUAUCUUAUGAACUGUCUUGUCACAUUUAUCCAUUAGUGUUAUUGCAAGCAUUUUUGGGUUUUUUUGAUCAUCAUUAGUUAUUUUAUCUUUUUGUUCGAUGUUAAUUUUAACUUUUUUGUGUCUUGUUUUAAAACAAUUCUUCAUGUUUUACUAAUACAGAAUAGAGGAGUUUCUAUUUCCAUGGAAGAAAUUUAUGCAUGAUUUUUGAUAGAUAGACUUGUGGUGAUGGUUGACUGCUAUUUAUGAUGACUAAUGUGGUAGGAGAGAAAAGCAGCUUUUUUAUGUUUUAUUUCCUCAUUCCAGAGGUAAAUUGGUUUUGAUUUGAAAUAUCUCCCCAUACUCCUGUCCUGUGUGCUUUUUUAUAUUAAUUCCCUCCAAGUCAAGAUUUUCACCUAUGCAAUCUUUUCAUUUUUUUGUGGGCCUUCCUGCUGGUCUUUCUCAUGCUGUUUAUGUCUACUGUUUAUUAGAUUAGCUAAUUGUUCUUCAGUCUGUUUUGUCAUAUUUCUAAAUUGUCUUAGUCUUUGAGACCUGUCUAUUUUCAGCUGCUGUGUCCUUGAUCUCUACAACCUCAUUUGUAUUAUGAUUAUCCUACCCCAUUUUGUCCAUGCAUCUGUUAUGAUAUCUUCCCAAAAUA
Molecule: messenger RNA, 3509 nt
Organism: Macrobrachium nipponense
Lineage: Eukaryota; Metazoa; Arthropoda; Malacostraca; Decapoda; Palaemonidae
Gene: barr
Product: condensin complex subunit 2-like
Exons: 14
Coding region: 327-2453 (708 amino acids)
Biological process (GO): mitotic chromosome condensation
Cellular component (GO): condensin complex
Molecular function (GO): chromatin binding
Source: RefSeq, a predicted model, not a curated record